AUGUCACGAGGUACGCCGCGAGGAAGGGGCGGUUUUGGCGGAGGAGGAGGAUUUGGCGGAGGCAGAGGAGGCGGCCGUGGCGGCUUCGGACAACGUGAUUUCGGCCCGCCCGCGCAAAUCCUCGAAAUGGGCAGCUUCAUGCACGCGUGCGAAGGCGAGAUGGUGUGCGAGAGCAUCAACCCAAAGGUGCCACACUUCAACGCGCAGAUCUUCCUCGAGAACAAGACGGCCGUCGGCAAGGUCGACGAGGUCCUCGGCCCCAUCAACCAGGUCUAUUUCACCAUCAAGCCGACCGAGGGCAUCCAGGCAACGUCGUUCAAGCCCGGUGACAAGUUCUUCAUCGGCUCCGAGAAGCUCCUGCCGCUCGAGAAAUUCCUGCCGAGGCCCAAGCCGCCGCCGGGCAUGCCGCGCGUCAAGCGGGCUGGCGGCCGUGGAGGCGGUGGGUUUGCUGGACGUGGUGGUGGACGCGGUGGUCCGAUGAGAGGCGGUAGGGGUUCGUUUGGUGGUGGCUUUGGUGGCCGUGGCGGUGGUGACCGUGGACGUGGAGUGCGUGGUGGCAGUGGGUUUGGUGGACGUGGUGGCGGUGACCGUGGUCGUGGUGGUUUCAGCAGAGGCGCUCCAAGGGGACGUGGUGGAUUCAGCAGGGGACGUGGUUGA
Messenger RNA from Pseudomassariella vexata, 657 nucleotides. Its product is annotated as Gar1/Naf1 RNA binding region-domain-containing protein. The coding region runs from base 1 to 657 and encodes 218 amino acids. The transcript is spliced from 2 exons. NCBI's taxonomy places the organism in Eukaryota, Fungi, Ascomycota, Sordariomycetes, Amphisphaeriales, Pseudomassariaceae. Gene Ontology annotation, cellular component: box H/ACA snoRNP complex. The record is from RefSeq and is a predicted model, not a curated record. Gene Ontology annotation, biological process: snoRNA guided rRNA pseudouridine synthesis; ribosome biogenesis. Gene Ontology annotation, molecular function: box H/ACA snoRNA binding.